Molecule: messenger RNA, 5447 nt
Organism: Felis catus (domestic cat)
Lineage: Eukaryota; Metazoa; Chordata; Mammalia; Carnivora; Felidae
Gene: FARS2
Product: phenylalanyl-tRNA synthetase 2, mitochondrial
Exons: 11
Coding region: 3869-5371 (500 amino acids)
Biological process (GO): phenylalanyl-tRNA aminoacylation
Cellular component (GO): mitochondrion; cytoplasm
Molecular function (GO): tRNA binding; phenylalanine-tRNA ligase activity; ATP binding
Source: RefSeq, a predicted model, not a curated record
CACCAAAAUGACACAUUACUAAACCAAACAGUUUCAUGGGACAACAUGUGAAGACCUUACAAGUCCACUGUCCUGUCCUCAUAGUGAGAAAAUAAGAUCAACAAACUGAAAAUCAACAAUUCUUCUCAGAUCCAUGAGAGAAUUGAGGUCACAGAGUAAAUUGCUGGCCCAAGAAAUGGAAAGAGGAGUGCAUAGCAAGAAUCACGGUUUACCAGAAGUAGAAGUCCAAGAGUAGAGCCCUCCCAUGCCCAGCCCUUGCUCCCCUCCCUCCUGCCCUUCCCCCACCAGGACUGUUAGGAACAGUUAAACUGUAACAGGUGAAUUUCUAGAGGCUUGUGGGUGAGAGUUAAAAACUACCAGGGCCUUGUAUUGGGGAGAAGGGCUCUGCGCUUUCAUGAAUUUUACUUCCAGAAGCCCCACCAGAGUCUCAGAAAAGUCCUCUCCUGUUUCUGGCAGUAGGAGGGGAAAAGAAACCAUUUUGAAAUAUAUCCAAAGCAUUCUGUUCUCCUUAACAAAAGCCUGCCGUAAAAGAUACUACUUCACUAAAGCCUAACAGACCUGGGUUUUACCUAACAGAACCUAACUGACUUGGGGAAUGGGAAGUACCCAUUUCCAGCCUAUUCUAGACUUUUGGUUUCACCUUAGGGGGAAGAAGAAAGCUGAGUAACACCUGUGAAAGUCACAGUCCAGGGGCACAGGCUCCCUAAAAGGCUGAGACCUAAUUAUAGCACUAUGUACCUUAACUACCAUAUCAGUCAUGGUCCUGGAUAAUAACAUGGGAUUAUCAACAGCAAGGCUCAAACUCUUGUAAGAGAAAGCCUAAGGCAUCAGGAAAGACAAAAACAGUGACACUAGAGGAAUUUUUAGCCUCUUGCCACCUAAAACCAACAGUAAACGCAGCUUACCUCCUAGCCAGAUACACAUACAACCUCACACUAAAGGCCUUAGUUCCUUUUACACAAUGCAUCAUGUCUGGCUUUCAACAAAAGAUUACAAGGCACACUAAAAGGCAAAACACAGUUUGAAGAGACUAAUGAAGCAUCAGAAGAACCAUAGUCAGAUACAGAAGAGAUUAUUGAAUGAUCAGACUGAGCAUUUAAAAUAUGUAUAAUUAAUAUGCUAAGGGUUCUAAUGGAAAAAGUGGGCAAAAUUCAAGAACAGAUAGAUAUAAGCAGAGAGGUGGAAACUCUGGAAAGAAUCAGAAUUAAUGCUAGAAAUGAAACACUGUAAGAGAAAUGAAGAAUGCCUUUUGGGUCCCCAGUAGACUGGACUGGGGCCAAGGAAACAGUCAAUGAGUUUGCAGAUUCGUCAAGAGAAACUUGCCCAACUGAAAAGCAAAGGGAAAAAAAGAAAAAAAAAAUUACCAGAACAGAAUGUUUAAGAACUAUAGGACAAUUAAAAGCUAUAAAAUAUGUGUAUUGGGAAUACCAAAAGAAUAAAGAGGAAAAGAAGAAAUAUUUGAAGUAAUAAUGGCUGAGACAUUUCCCCAAAUUGAUGACAGUCAUCAAACCACAAAUCUAGGAAGCACAGAGAACGCUAUGCAGGCAAAUUUCAAAAAAUCUGUGCUUAGACAUAGCAUAUUAAAACUGCAGAAAAAGACAAAAGAGAAAGUCUUGAGUAAAUCCAGAAGAGAUAAAUACCUUACCUGUAUAAGGCUCAAGGGUAAGAAUUACACUAGAUUUCUAUUCAGAAUCCACAUAAGCAAAUCAGAAAAAACAGUUAACCUUGAAGUCUGUACAGGCGUAUCUUGUUUUACUGUCCUUUGCUUUACUGAAUUUUGCACACUCUGUGUUUUUUGCAAAUUGAAGGUUUGUGGCAAUCCUGCAUCAAACAAGUAUGUUGGUGCCAUUUUUCCAACAACAAUUUCUCACUUCAUGUUUCUGUGUCAUAUUUUGAUAACCCUCACAAUAUUUCAAACUUUUCCAUGAUUAUUAUAUUCGGUAUGGUGCUCUGUGACCAGUGAUCUUCAAUGUUCCUCUUGUAAUUGUUUUGAGGUGCCACAAGCGUGCCAGGAUAAGAUGGUGAACUGAAUUAAUAAAUACUGUCUGUAUUCUGACUGCUCCACUGACCAGCUGUUCCCCCAUUUCUUGGGCCUCCCUAUUUCCUAAGACAUAGGAAUAUUGAAAUUAAGCCAGUUACCCUAUCAUGGCUUCUAACUGUUCAAGUGAAAGGAAGAGUUGUACGUCUCUCACUUUAAAUUGAAAGCUAGAAAUGAUGAAGCUUAGUGAGGAAGUCAUGUCAAAUGCCGAGACAGGCCAGAAGGUAGGCCACUUGCACCAAAAAGCUAGCCAAGUUGUGAAUGCAAAGGAAAAGUUCUUGAAGAAAAUUAAAAGUGCUGCUCCAGGGAUCACACGAAUGAUGAGAAAGCAAAGUAGCUUGUUUACUGAUAUGUAGAAAGUUUUAGCGGCUUGGAUAGAAGAUCAAACCAGCUACAACAUUCCCUUAGACCAAAUGCUAAUCCAGACCAAGGCCCUAACUCUCUUCAAUUCUGUGAAGGGGAGAGAGACGUGGAAGCUGCUAAAGAAAAGUUUGAAGCUAGAAGGGGUUCACGAAGUUUAAGGGAAGAAUCCAUAUUUGUAAUAUCAAAGUGCAAGGUAAAGCAGCAGGGCUAACGUAGAAACUGUAGCUGGUUAUCGAGAAGAUAUAGCUAGCUAAGAUAAUUCAUGAAGGUGGCUGCAUUAAACGGCAGGUGUUCAACGUAGACCAAACAGCCUUCUAUUGGAAGAUGUCAUCUAGGACUUUCAUAGUAGGAGAGGAGAGGUCAGUGCCUCACCUCAAAGCUUUAAAGGACAGACUGACUCUCCUGUCAGGGUAUAAAGCAGCUGGUGACUUCAAGUUGAAGUCAGUGCUCAUUCGCCAUUCCAAAAUCCUAGGGCCCUUAAGAAUUAUGUUAAACUAUUCUGCCUGUGCCCUGUAAAUGGAACAACAAAGCCUGGAUGGUAGCACAUCUGUUUACAACAUGAUUUAACUGAAUAUUUUAAGCCCACUGUUGAGACCUACUGCUCAGAAAAAAGAAAAACAAACAAACAAAAGAUUCCCCUUAAAAUAUUCCUGCUUGUUGACAGUGCACCUGGUCAGCCAAGACAUCAGUUGGAGAUGUAACAACAUGAUGUUGUUUUCAUGCCGGCUGACACAGCAUCCAUUCUCCAGCCCAUGGAUCAAGGAGUAACUUCAACAUUCAAGUUUUAUUAUUUAACAAAUACAUAUUGUAAGGCUAGAACUGCCAUAAAGAGUGAUUCCUCUGAUGGUUCUAAGCAAAGUCAAUUGAAAACCUUCAGGAACAGAUUCACCAUUUUCCAUGCCAUUAAGAAAAUUGGUGACUGAUGGGAAGAGGUCAAGAUACCAACAUGAAUAGGAGUUUGGAAGAAGUUGAUUCUCAUCCUCGUGGAUGACUUUGAGGGGUUCAGGACUUUAUUGGGGCACGUGACUACAGUUGGGGUGGAAACAGCCAGAGAACUAGAAUUAGAAGUGGAGCCUGAGGAUGUGACUGCACUGCUGCCAUCUUGUGAUCAAAGUUGAACGGAUGAGGAGCUGCUUGUUACAGAUGAGCAAAGAAAAUAUAUGGCAUAUCAGUUCCUCUGGCUAUUUCAUCCCCCUGUAAGCUGGCAGCUCUGAUACUGUCUCCUUUGGGAUUAAAACAGACUAAAAGCAACACCUAUGGGGGACUGAGAAGAAGCUGGAUUGGGCGGAGGGAGAAGUUGAGCUUCCGCACAGUCCCAACGAAAAUCUCAGUCACCUGCAUGGGGGCCUGUCAGCCAGCCUUUCCUGAAACAAACCACCCACCAUAAUGGAUGCAGACUGCUCCUGGAAGGUUGUAUGACCCUGGGCAAGGCAGUUUUCUUGAGACUCUGUGAAAUAAGUUUCUACAAUGAUUUGUUCGACACUCAGGAGAGUUGGCCACAUGCAUAUCUACCUGGUGAGGAAGGCCAGCGGUGUCUCCAAAGGCCAUCAUCAACAUACUGUGGGCUCAAGACCUGCUGCUUCAGAGUUUGCUGCCCGAGGAGCUUCGGGCAACGUGCUGGAGCUGCUGGGCAAAUCCUACCCUCAGGACAACUACAGCAACCUCUCCCGGAAAGUUCUCUCCAGGGUUGGCAGGAAUCUGCACAAUCAGCAGCAUCACCCUCUUUGGCUGAUCAAGGAGAGGGUGAAGGAACACUUCUACCAGCAGUAUGUGGGCCGCUUUGGGACUCCGCUGUUCUCAGUUUAUGACGACCUUUCUCCAGUGGUCACCACCUGGCAGAACUUUGACAGCCUGCUCAUCCCAGCCGACCACCCCAGCCGGAAGAAGGGAGACAACUAUUACGUGAAUGGGACUCACAUGCUGCGAGCUCACACGUCCGCACACCAGUGGGACCUGCUGCAUGCUGGGCUGGAUGCCUUCCUGGUGGUGGGUGAUGUCUACCGGCGCGACCAGAUAGACUCCCAGCACUACCCAGUGUUCCACCAGCUGGAGGGUGUCCGACUCUUCUCGAAGCAUGAGUUAUUUACUGGCAUAAAGGAUGGAGAAAGCCUGCAGCUCUUUGAACAGAGUUCUCGUUCUGCCUAUAAACAGGAGACACAUACCAUGGAGGCCACAAAGCUCGUUGAAUUUGACCUUAAGCAAACGCUUACCAGGCUUGUGACACACCUUUUUGGAGAUGGACUGGACAUUAGGUGGGUAGACUGCUACUUCCCUUUUACUCAUCCUUCCUUCGAGAUGGAGAUCAACUUCCACGGAGAAUGGCUAGAAGUUCUUGGCUGUGGGGUGAUGGAACAGCAACUAGUAAAUUCAGCUGGUGCUCAAGAUCAGAUCGGUUGGGCUUUUGGCCUGGGAUUGGAAAGACUGGCCAUGAUCCUCUAUGACAUCCCUGAUAUCCGCCUCUUCUGGAGUGAGGAUGAGCGUUUCCUGAAGCAGUUCCGCGUGUCAGAUAUCAACCAGAAGGUGAAAUUUCAGCCUCUUAGCAAAUAUCCUGCUGUGAUAAAUGACAUCUCAUUCUGGUUACCCUCUGAGAAUUAUAUAGAAAACGAUUUCUAUGACUUAGUACGAACAAUUGGAGGAGACCUGGUGGAAAAAGUUGAACUGAUAGACAAGUUUGAACAUCCAAAAACAACCAAAUUAAAUCUGGGAGCUGGCCAUCCCUCCUACUUGGAGCACCAGGAUUUUACUUUUCCAGGACACACAAGACAAGCCACUGCUACCGCAUCACCUACCGCCACAUGGAGAGGACCUUGUCCCAGAGAGAGGUCAGGCGUGUCCACCAGGCUGUGCAGGAGGCCGCCGUGCAGCUGCUGGGAGUGGAGGGCAGAUUUUGAUGGCACUGCUUGGACCAGGCUGCAGCCUCUCAGGGCUCCAGGAUUUGUGAGGGAGAAAAGGAUAUUGUUUGUAGGCUGAGACAUCAGUCAUGUUUUGAUAAAUGGGUCAGUUUUAGGACUUUCAGAAAAUAAAAGAUCACUCUUGAGAGACUGUU